AUGACCUCCGCUGCUCACGAUGAGUGCGAUGGCCCAUCGUGUGCGGUGUGCAAACAUGCAGCUUGUGCCGGUCCUGAGGAGGGGUCUCAAGACGUGUCCAACGUGGUUAAACAGUGGUUCCCACGUUCUGAUGAGCAGCGGCUAUCGGAUGACACUGAUGUGGUUGAGUAUGAUCUCCCACUCGCGGUUGAGCAUGAGUUCCCGCGUGUGGUCGAGCGGGAACUCCCUGAAGAAGAGAAGGAAGAAGUGGUUGAGCGUGGCCUCCCACAAGUGGUCGAGCGUGUGUUCCCGCGAGUGGUCGAGCGGGAGCUCCCUGUUGAAGUGGACGCACUCAAGUCGUGCGUCCCCCGUGUUCGCACCGGUGAAAUGUCCCGAUGCCCAAGUUCCGCAGUCAUGAUCGAGCGUGGUCUCUCAUCGUCUGCUGCCGUGGACGACAUUCCACGCCCUGUUCGGCGCCGAGGCCGCAGCAAACCCCGACGACCUCGUGUGCUUUUAAACGACUCAGUUGGCACUGAGGCUGAAGUCAUCUCAGUUCUUGUGAAAUCCUCGGGACCGUCCCGCGUGUGCGACAUCGCGGUUGGACACCCUCCACGUGACGCAGCAGCGAUCAUGCAGUUGCCUGAUCUCCCAUGCAAACAUUUCCUGAGCGACCUGAAGAAGGGCGGCAUCGAGCAAGUGUGCAUGUUCAUGCACGAAGCCACUGCGUCUGCCGCAGCUGUCGAAGUCGACGCCGAUGACCGAGCGUCCGAUACCAGGACUGGACUGAAAGGGGCCGAGCCGAAGUGCGCCAAUGAGGCGCGCUACGCUGCUCAAUCGUUGCCGGCACUCGAGUCCUCCGGCAACCCCGUCGCUCCUCUCGUCCGGGAGUACAUUGACAUCUUCUCGGACAAGGUCCCAGCCGUCCUUCCCCCUAAUCGUGGGGUCCAGCACGAGAUCGACCUCGUGCCCGGUGCCAAGUACUGUGUAACGCGGCAGUGGCCGCUUUCCCGAGAUCAAGUAGAGACAAUUGAUGCCUUCUUCGAGAGUCGCCGGCAAGCCGGUCACGCUGAACGAUGCCACCAUUCCAGUACAAACGCCAAUUCCACGGAAGACAUGGUGCUCGACACCAUGUCUGGCAGCACGAAGUACAGUGCCAUAGAUCUGAUGGACGGGUUCUAUCGGAACCUCAUGCGUGAAGAAGACGUGUCGUUGACUGCUGUCAGCACACUGAGCGGGAUGCUAUGGAAUGAGUUUGCGCCCAGCUAUUUUGACGAUAUCUUCAUCCACAGUCGUGCCGAGGACGGCAUGACCGACGUCGAGGUACAUCUGGAUCAUCUCCACCAAGUGUUUGAGGUGAUGCGGGAGAACAAGUUGCACGCCAACUUGAAGAAGUGUAUCUUCUGCGCUCCAGAGAUACCAGUGCUUGGGAGCUACGUCAGCAAGCAAGGUGUACGCGCUGACCCUGAGAAGAUUGAAGCCAUCUGCGCUUGGACCGUGCUUCAGAACCAGAAGCAGCCAGACGCCACGUGGUCGUGGUGCCCCGAGCACCAAACGUCCUUCGAUGCGGUGAAGACGAGUUUGUCAACCGCGCCCGUCCUGAUGCUUCCUGAUCACACGAAGCCCUUCCAUGUUGUGUGCAAUGCGAGUGACUUCUUGAUCGGCUGCGCCUUGAUGCAGUUUGACAACGAUGGACGCGAGCGAGUGGUGAGUUACCAAUCUCGUCAACUGAAGCAGGCGGAAUGGAGCUAUCCAGCCCAUGAUAAGGAGCUGCUUGCCAUGCGCUACGCACUCAUCAAGUUCCGCGUGUAUCUCCUGGGUGAGAAAACCUUCGCGAUCUACACAGAUCACGUGUCACUGAGGACAGCGACGAAGAGCCCUCACUUGUCCGAGGGCAUGGCACGCUGGCUGUCCCUGUUCUACGAGUACAACUUUGUCGUCCAUUACAAGCCGGGCAAGACAAACAUCCUCGCCGACGCGUUAUCGCGUCGGCCAGACUACGUGCAGUCAGGUCGUCACGCGAUUGGCGGCAAAGAUGACGACGAGUGUGCUGUGUGUGUCGCCGAAGGAGUAGCUGCGGGCGAGGUUGCUGCGACCAGUCCACUGCGUGAUAUGAUCGCGACUGCGUACGGCUCGGAUGCAGAGUGCGCCGAGAUGUUGAAGUACCUACGGGACCCGUCAAACACGGCGCGACGCCGACUGUCUUUGCGUAGCCGCGCCCGUGUCGAUCACUACGCUCUGGGUGACAACCUACUAACAUAUUGCGUCGACCGCUCGGAUCCUCCGCGCAUCGUUGUCCCACUGGACGACGAUCUUCGUGCUCGUUUAAUACAUGAGUUCCACGACACCUCGAGUGGUGGACGCGAGAAAACGUUCACGUCGCUAUCUCGCGACUUCUACUGGCCGCAUAUGUACAAGUGGGUGCGGAAGUGGGUACGCUCGUGUGAAGCGUGCCGGCGUGUGGAGUCGUCUCCGUCGAAGCGAGCGCCCCUUCGACCACUCCCCGUCGCGACCGAUCCGUGGUCCUCGGUGAAAAUGGACUUUGACUUCAGACUGCCUCUCGCUCAAGGCUGCACUGGUGUUCUCGUCUUUGUUGACCGCUUCAGCAAGAUGGUGCACCUUGCUCCAGUCACCGACUCAGUCACCGCAGUGCAAUCCGCGGCGAUCUUCCUCGACAUCGUGUAUCGGCACCACGGCCUACCGAGUUCGAUGGUCUCCGAUCGGGAUCCGAGAUUCAUCGCUGCCUUCUAG
This is a messenger RNA of Phytophthora megakarya, 2727 nucleotides long. Lineage: Eukaryota; Oomycota; Peronosporomycetes; Peronosporales; Peronosporaceae. The record is from the annotation of a GenBank genome assembly.